This is a messenger RNA of Ilyonectria robusta, 1695 nucleotides long. Its product is annotated as Vps5 C terminal like-domain-containing protein. The record is from RefSeq and is a predicted model, not a curated record. The transcript has 3 exons. Gene Ontology annotation, cellular component: endosome. Gene Ontology annotation, molecular function: phosphatidylinositol binding. Lineage: Eukaryota; Fungi; Ascomycota; Sordariomycetes; Hypocreales; Nectriaceae. The coding region runs from base 1 to 1695 and encodes 564 amino acids. Gene Ontology annotation, biological process: retrograde transport, endosome to Golgi; protein retention in Golgi apparatus.
AUGGACGUCGAAGAGUCACCCUGGGCCGACUCGUCUCAGGCCGCCAAGCAGGCGUCCCAACCCGAUGCCGCAUCCGCUGCGCAAUCGACUGCCUCGCCCGCUCCUCCAGCCGCCUCUUCUUCGUCCACUCCCCGGCCCUCGCGCGGCCCGCGUCGCCUCGUCGCCCAGCCCACCCGCCUCGAAGCCGUCGACGAUCCCCUCGGCCCUCUCGGCGCCGUCUCCGACGACAAUGCCCCCGCCCAGGACGCUCCUCCGGUGCCUCCGCAGAAGGAGCAGAUGGUGAUCCGCACCACCAUGCCGCCGCAGCAGCAACAGCAGCCGGCUCGACGACCCGCGGACCCCCAUCGCAUCGACGAGGAUGAGUUUGACGGGCCUCGUGGACCGCGCCCGCCGCCUCCCGUCGAGGUGGCGACGCCCAGCAGCGUCCGCAGCAGCACCCAGCCCAGCGUCAGCGUUGAGCAGGCCGCCAAGCCCAUGUUCCAGAUCAGUGUUGGAGACCCGCACAAGGUUGGCGAUUUGACUAGCUCUCACAUCGUCUACUCUGUGCGAACCAAGACCACCUCCAAGGGGUACAAGCAGCCCGAGUUCGAGGUCAAGCGCCGGUACCGUGACUUCCUCUGGCUCUACACCACUCUCCACGGCAACAACCCUGGCAUUGUUGUGCCGCCUCCCCCCGAUAAGCAGGCUGUCGGCCGCUUCGACAGCAACUUUGUCGAGAGCCGCCGAGCUGCUCUGGAGAAGAUGCUCAACAAGACUGCGAUCCACCCGACCCUGCAGCACGACGCCGACCUCAAGCUGUUCCUCGAGAGCGAGUCGUUCAAUGUCGAUGUGAAGCACAAGGAGCGAAGGGAGCCUAUUCCCACUGAAAGCAAGGGCAUGUUCGGGUCUUUGGGUCUCAGCGUGGGCGGUGGCAACAAGUUUGUGGAACAGGACGAUUGGUUCCACGAUCGGAAGGUCUAUCUCGAUGCGCUUGAAAAUCAGCUCAAAUCCCUACUCAAGGCCAUGGAGACCAUGAUUGGCCAACGCAAGAUGAUGGCCGAGGCGGCUGGCGACUUCUCAGCGUCGCUACAUGCCCUGUCCACGGUUGAGCUGUCGCCCUCUCUCUCUGGACCUCUCGAUGCCCUCUCCGAGCUUCAGCUUACCAUCCGCGACGUCUAUGAACGCCAGGCUCAACAGGACGUCCUGACUUUUGGCAUCAUCAUCGAGGAGUACAUCCGGCUCAUCGGCUCGGUUAAAAUGGCCUUUACCCAGCGCCAGAAGGCCUUUUACUCGUGGCACUCGGCGGAGUCAGAGCUUCAGAAGAAGAAAUCCACGCAGGACAAGCUGCUUCGACAGGGAAAGAGCCAGCAGGACCGUCUUAAUCAGAUGGGUGCCGAGGUCAGCGAGUCGGAACGCAAAGUGCAUCAGGCUAGGCUUCUGUUUGACGAUAUGGGCCGGCUGAUGCGCAGCGAAUUGGAUCGAUUCGAGCGAGAGAAGGUGGAAGAUUUCAAGAGUGGUGUUGAGACAUUCUUGGAGGGCGCGGUUGAGGCGCAGAAGGAGCUCAUUGAGAAGUGGGAGACGUUCCUGAUGCAGCUGGAUGCAGAGGAUGACGAGGCCGUCUUUUACCGACCGCCUGUGAACCAGCAGCAGGCCAAGCCCGCCGGCGAUACUGCUAUUGACAGAGCCCGGGCAAGGAUACAUGAGGAUUCGGACUAG